This is a messenger RNA of Oryzias latipes (Japanese medaka), 1023 nucleotides long. RefSeq names its product complement factor D (adipsin) (gene cfd). Gene Ontology annotation, biological process: proteolysis. Gene Ontology annotation, molecular function: serine-type endopeptidase activity. Lineage: Eukaryota; Metazoa; Chordata; Actinopteri; Beloniformes; Adrianichthyidae. The record is from RefSeq and is marked provisional.
ACAGUUGCUGGUUUGCGGUCAGUUGACACGGCAUCAUGGAGAGAGGAGUGUUUCUGUUUGGGGCCCUUUUUUCCGUCUCCCUCAUUUCACACGCCGAGGGCAUCAUUGGUGGCAGAGAGGCGGCGCCGCACUCUCGGCCUUACAUGGCCUCCAUCCAGGUCCCAGAGGGAGACGCUCUGAAGCACGAAUGUGGAGGUUUUGUUGUUGCAGAUCAGUGGGUGAUGACAGCCGUGCACUGUAUGCCGAACGGGCCAAACGGGAGGAAGGUGGUGCUGGGUCUUCACUCUUUGAGUCAGCCAGAAGAAACAAAGCAAACCUUUGACAUUUUGGAACUUCACAAUCAUCCCAACUACAACCCAGCUAAUUAUGAUAAUGACAUUUCUUUGAUUAAGUUGGAUCGCCCGUUCAACGCCUCUGAAGCCGUCAAAGCCGUGGGGUUCCUGCGAGCCGGCGGCACAAACCCUGAAGCCGGUGCAGAGGUUGAGACUGCCGGCUGGGGAUCCCAGAACAACUUGGAGUCCAGACCAGACAAGCUGAGGGAGGUGGUGGUCAAUGUGGUGCGCCCGACUCGAUGCUCACGCAGUGACUACUUUGGUUCAAAGUUUACCAGCAACAUGAUGUGUGCAAAUAAAGUUUGCAAAGAGCCCUGCGACCAACCCGAUAAUGUUCAGGACAGCUGUGAUGGAGACUCUGGAGGGCCUCUGCUCUACAACAACAUUGCAGUGGGCAUCACCUCCAAUGGAGGGAAGAAGUGUGGCCAAGUCAGAAAGCCUGGAAUAUACACCAUCAUCUCACUCUACACUGAGUGGAUAGACGGCAUCAUGGCUCCACAGCCUCCAGAAGCACAAGACCAGAGCAGCUGAAUGCAGGAAACAGCUGUAGUCAGCAGAGGGUUGAUAGUUGGAGCCACAGACCUGCUUUUGCUAAAUAUCUCCACAUCCACCGGCUACAAGCUGCUUCGCUUCGGCUUUGUGUGUGUGGAACUAGCGCACGGCUUAAGAGAAAUAAAUAACCCAAACAGCA